Messenger RNA from Paramacrobiotus metropolitanus, 877 nucleotides. RefSeq lists its product as uncharacterized. The record is from RefSeq and is a predicted model, not a curated record. The transcript has 4 exons. Bases 98 to 547 code for a protein of 149 amino acids. NCBI's taxonomy places the organism in Eukaryota, Metazoa, Tardigrada, Eutardigrada, Parachela, Macrobiotidae.
UAUAUAUUCGGUUUUGUAAACAGCUCACAUAAAUCGUUCUGUUUAUUUCGUUUUUGUGGUCGUUGUGCAGCUGAUUUCCAUACUGCAGAAUUCCAUUAUGGCGCUAAACGGCACCAUAGCCUGCAUUGCUUUGGCUUGUCUUGUUGUGUUCCAGUUAGCUGCUGUCGGUUACGGAAAGGGAGGCGGAAGGGGAAGUGGAAGCCGCCGACCACGGGCUUUUAGCUGCGACUACUAUUCUGACGGAACGCGAACGUGCCGGUACGAUGAUGAUACGUCGGGUUCCAGUAUAGACGGCGUAUGGGAGAACGAAGAUGGAAUAUUUACUGGAUACCUCAACAAAAAUAUGCCAAAGAUCAAGAUCGGUAGCUGCAAUUUUGGGGUGGAAGGUUCAGCUGGCUGCCAAGGCAUGCCAACCACAACGAUCGACUCCCUAGGACGAAUGAGCGGAAAGGGUGGCGGCGUGUUCGUUAUUUCCCAUUACACCGGAAGUAUCAGAGGUCGGAUUCGCGUUGGCGCUAAAGUCGGCGGCCCUGCAAAGGAUGAGUGAACUUCCUCUGACGGAAGUCUGAAAACUAACAUUAAAAACAAACAACCUCUACACAAUCUAUUCUAUACAGAAUAUUAUUAUUGACCUCUUAAUAUGCAAAAACCCGUGUACAAGCUUGCAGUUUUGUACACAGGGAAAAUAUCGGCACUGUGCUUCCGUGGCGCUAACUAUUCACUGACUAUUAUGUGAAAACGCGUUCUGGAGCAUCGUUUCUUCGUUGUUUGAUUGUUAACAACACAUCCUGAAUUUUAAAAUGCAAAAAAUUGAAAAUUCAAAUUCAAAAUGCAAUUUGAAUUUUAAUAAGCUUAUUAAAUUCCACACGGGCACAAA